AUGUUUGGGGAAUCUGAAUCGGAAAGCCCAAGGGUACCGAGUCCAUGGGACUCGUUAAUGUCAGCGUCGGCUUCAGCUUCGACCUCGACCUCGCCCUCCCCGACGCCCAAAUUCAGCCGCACGCACACACCCAGCCCGCUCGCGUCCGAACUCGCGCUCACUAGCAUACCACGUCUCGUGCCCGAAUCCGACGACGGCAACGUCGAGUACAAACUCCAGCUCCUCAACCCGUCCCCUGCGCGCUUCGCCCGGCUCGUCACCCAGCUCAAAUGGAGGCUGCUGGAAGGCGGCGGGCAGGCGUACUAUGAACUGGGUGUAGCUGAUUCUGGGGACCUCGUUGGUCUCCGUCGGGAGGAGCUGGAGCAGAGCUUGGAGACGCUGGAGAUGAUGGCGGGCGAGAUUGGUGCGAGUGUGAUUGUGGUGAAGGAAAUCGAGGUGCCUGCUGCGCUCUCCAAGUUGGCUGCUGCUAAGCGCAGCGGGGAUAAUAGCAGGAGGAAGGAUAAUAAAUCGGAGGAGGAGCUUGACGACGAUUCGUACAACUCGAGUUCGGCGUUUAAUUCGAAUUCGGAUUUGGAUUUGACGGAUGCCAGUGGGCUGCUGGAUGGGAAUGGUGGUAGCAGGGACACCCCGCCUGGUGUCUUUGUUAUGGACUCGGAGUCUGAGACGGACAUGCCGCGGUACACUAUCGACCUCGAGAUUUCGUCCGUGUUCAAGCCGAGGCCUGUACGCACCAAGCAUAGUUUCCCGAACCACCCGCUCGUCGCUGGCAAGGGGAAGAGGGGGAAGAAGAACAAGCAGAUACAGCCGGCGCCCGAGGACAAGCAGACCAAGGCUAUGAAUAGGCGCCAGGCGAGGGAUAGGAAGAGGGAGGAGAAGAAGAAGACGUUGAUGGCGCUGGCUGCGCAGUCUGUUGGAGAGGUCCAGGAUAUCCCUGCGCCUGUUCCUGUCGCAGCAGAGGUGGAGAGCGUAGUCUCGACGCUUGAAACUCUCACCGUCGCCGAACCAGAGCCAGUCCCAGCGGUCGUCGAGGCACCGAUACCUACCAUCUCAGUCAUCGAGGAACCAGUCGACAAUGACGACGAUGAUGACGACGACGUGUUCCCAACGACAGCCCGACAACCCGCCUAUCCGAAAUUUGCGUCCACUCUCACCGAGUCGCACCUCGACGUCGAUCCUGCCGCCGUCAAGCUAGCCGAUGUCUCUUGA
Messenger RNA from Coprinopsis cinerea okayama7#130, 1206 nucleotides. Its product is annotated as GTP binding protein 2. The record is from RefSeq and is a predicted model, not a curated record. Lineage: Eukaryota; Fungi; Basidiomycota; Agaricomycetes; Agaricales; Psathyrellaceae. The coding region runs from base 1 to 1206 and encodes 401 amino acids. The transcript has 2 exons.